CUGGAGGACUGCAGGAGGAGCCUCACACCAGCACUGGCAGCUCUGGAAAAAAACUUGAAGAAUACUGCGAUGACUAACAGGAUAUUGAUGGAAAAGAAGACAGCAUUCGCCCUGAGAUUUCAGUUCAAGUGUUUCAACAAUACACACAGUCACCAUUUCGAUGUCAUGCUGUGCUAUGAUACCCUGGGCCCCAGGCCAUCCAAAGAUGACAAAGGGAUGCUGUUCAGGAGGCUGUGUAACUGCGGGCACAGUGACGAGGCUCAGCUGCUCUCCCUUUCCCUGCUGCAAUACCAGGUGGAUUUUGUGAAGGCUGCUACACUGGGAGUCAAGAAUCUAAUCCGUUUGGUUAAACACUGGUUCAGGACAUCCUUUGCCAAACCCAGCCAAGAAAACAGGUUCCGCCGGCUGCCCUCCUCCUACACUGUGGAGCUGCUCACCCUGCAUGCCUGGCAGCUGGCUGGGAAGCCCAUCUUCUUCAGCCUGCUCCAGGGCCUGAGAGCCGUCCUCAGACUCCUGCUGCGCUGCUCGGAGCUCUGCAUCCUCUGGGAUAAGCUCUACACUCCCUACUGCCAGGGAGUCAGGAGGACACUGCAGGAACAAACCAGGCCAUUUAUUCUGGACCCAGCCAAUCCGACAUUCAACGUGUGUGAGAACUGUAAUGCCUGGGACGAGGUAGCCGUGGUUGCCCGGCAGAGCCUGCUGAAGCCUCUGCUGAAUGGUGUGCAGGCGAGUGGCCCCUGGCUCCUCACAGACUCCUGGUAG
Acipenser ruthenus (sterlet) is the source of this 762-nucleotide messenger RNA. RefSeq names its product 2'-5'-oligoadenylate synthase 2-like. Lineage: Eukaryota; Metazoa; Chordata; Actinopteri; Acipenseriformes; Acipenseridae. The record is from RefSeq and is a predicted model, not a curated record. Gene Ontology annotation, cellular component: membrane; cytosol; nucleoplasm. Bases 70 to 762 code for a protein of 230 amino acids. Gene Ontology annotation, molecular function: 2'-5'-oligoadenylate synthetase activity; double-stranded RNA binding. Gene Ontology annotation, biological process: regulation of ribonuclease activity. The transcript has 5 exons.